Messenger RNA from Brassica napus (rape), 983 nucleotides. RefSeq names its product pectinesterase 3-like. The transcript has 2 exons. Bases 191 to 871 code for a protein of 226 amino acids. NCBI's taxonomy places the organism in Eukaryota, Viridiplantae, Streptophyta, Magnoliopsida, Brassicales, Brassicaceae. The record is from RefSeq and is a predicted model, not a curated record. Gene Ontology annotation, molecular function: enzyme inhibitor activity.
AGAGAGAGAGAGAAAGAGAGAGAGAGAGACGCAGUAAGAAGACAUGAGAGUCAGGGUUUCGUUGCGGGGCUGCUUCCAGUGUCCACAUUUGACUAUUUAUUGUUGACUAUCUAAAUGUCCAAAUCCCAAAUCGCCCAAGACGACAUUCACAUCUUUUUCGACCAAACCCUAUCGCAGUUGUCGUGUUCAAAUGGAGUCGAUCAACACCUUGAAAGGUUACGACAAAGUAUCCGACCAAGAAAACCAGAUUCCUUCUCCACUUCCCAAACCACCUUCCCGUAAAACCUUAAUCGCCAUUGUUUCCAUCAUAUCCCUCCUCUUGAUCCUCGCCUUAACUGCCGGAGCCUUCACUCGUCGUUCAUAUAACCCUCCCAUCUCUUCCAAGCCGCUCAAAGCAGUCCGUGCCGUGACUCGUUACCCAGAGACCUGCUUCAACGCCUUAUCUUCAUCCCUCGACGGAAAACUCAACCCUGAAUCAAUCCUCGAGCUCUCACUUCGAGUCACUUCUAAGAAGGUAUCCAACCUCUCUGUGUCUUUCCGAUCUAUCAACGAUAUGCUUGAGGAAACGGUGGUUGGUGGCUACGUGAAGCUGUACGCGGACGCGGUGAGUCAACUGAACGAGUCGAUAUCAGAGUUCAAGAGGGAAAAGAAGAAUGGAGGGAACUGGUUGACGAAGAGGGUCGUCGGAGAUGUUAAGACUUGGAUCAGCGCCGCCAUGACUGACGACGAGACUUGCUCUGAUGGGCUUGAGGAAAUGGGAACAGUUGUGGGUAACGAGAUCAAGAAAGAGAUGUUGACGGUGAAUCAGAUGAUGAGUAUUAGCUUGGCCAUUGUUAGUCAAAUUAAGAAACUUCUCAUUAUUUUUCACUGAUUCAAACAGAAACCCAAAUCAAAAGGUUCCAACUUUUAUUGUUUUUCUAUGUCAAUUUCUAAACCAUAAGUGUGUAAUUUGAUAAGAGAUGUAUCAAACUUGUCGUAUUCUA